This is a messenger RNA of Solanum stenotomum, 279 nucleotides long. RefSeq names its product mini zinc finger protein 2-like. NCBI's taxonomy places the organism in Eukaryota, Viridiplantae, Streptophyta, Magnoliopsida, Solanales, Solanaceae. The transcript has a single exon. The record is from RefSeq and is a predicted model, not a curated record. The coding region runs from base 1 to 279 and encodes 92 amino acids. Gene Ontology annotation, cellular component: nucleus. Gene Ontology annotation, molecular function: transcription cis-regulatory region binding; DNA-binding transcription factor activity. Gene Ontology annotation, biological process: regulation of DNA-templated transcription; regulation of developmental process.
AUGAGAAAAAUUCAAUUGCUUGAGAAUCAAGACGAUGACUCAGUCACAUCAGAAAGCUCUACGAAUUCAGCAUUUACAGUAAGGAUGGUGAGAUAUAAAGAAUGCCAGAAGAAUCACGCCGCGCGUGUUGGAGGACAUGCAGUAGAUGGGUGCAGGGAGUUUAUGCCAAGUGGUGAAGAAGGAACAAGCAGCGCAUUUAUUUGCGCUGCUUGUGGCUGUCACCGCAAUUUCCACCGAAGAGAGGUGGAAACUGAAGUUGCCUCUUGUGAGCUUUUCUAG